GCGCGGGCGGGCGUGCCCCGGAAGCAGUUCUUUGGCCGGUGACACGUAGCAACAGGGCUCCUGCAGGGUCUGGAACUGAGUUUGGGGGGUUACUAGGGGCCGCUGGAGCUGCAGCCGCCGGCGGCGGAGCGUUUGAUCGUUGGCCAUGUCAGGCUUUGAUAACUUAAACAGCGGUUUCUACCAAACAAGUUACAGCAUCGACGAGCAAUCUCAGCAGUCCUAUGACUAUGGAGGAAGUGGAGGACCCUACAGCAAGCAGUAUGGUGGCUAUGACUACUCGCAGCAAGGUCGAUUUGUCCCUCCAGACAUGAUGCAGGCACAGCAGACAUACACUGGGCAGAUUUACCAGCCAACUCAGGCCUAUCCUUCAACUGCACCUCAGACGUACUAUGGAGACAGCUUUGAGGAGGAGCCUCCUUUGUUAGAAGAGUUGGGUAUCAAUUUUGAUCACAUCUGGCAAAAAACACUAACGGUGCUGCACCCCCUGAGAGUGGCUGACGGCAGCAUUAUGAAUGAGACCGACCUGGCAGGGCCCGUGGUGUUCUGCCUUGCCUUUGGAGCCACACUGUUACUGGCCGGCAAAAUCCAGUUCGGCUAUGUAUAUGGGAUCAGUGCAAUUGGAUGUUUAGGAAUGUUUUGUUUGUUAAAUUUAAUGAGUAUGACAGGUGUCUCAUUUGGUUGUGUGGCAAGUGUCCUGGGGUAUUGUCUUCUUCCCAUGAUCCUGCUGUCCAGCUUUGCAGUGGUAUUUUCUUUACAAGGAAUGGUAGGAAUUCUUCUCACUGCGACGAUCAUUGGCUGGUGUAGUUUUUCGGCUUCCAAAAUUUUUAUUUCUGCAUUAGCCAUGGACGGACAACAACUUUUAGUGGCAUAUCCUUGUGCUUUGUUGUAUGGAGUCUUUGCCCUGAUUUCCAUCUUCUGAACUGAUUUGUCUGGGAUGUGGACAUCAGUGGGCCGAACUCACCCAAAGGACCUUGGACUCUUCAGAUUGGACCAGCAAAGCACUGCAGUGCAGCUCGCUCAUGCCGAUGACCAGUAGCCUGGAAGCAGCAGCAGGAGACAAGUCUUUCGUUCAUUGGUACAGGACAGUUGACAUUGUGUGCAGUCCCUGCAGAUGACUAGUUCUGCGUGCUUGUUCUUACACAGCUAAGAAGUACAAUUUCUUUCCUGAUCCUGCAGUCUUUGACAAACAACUCUUUUCCUCACAAAUUAUAUUAUGAUGUUUUUGAUAGAUUUUUACCAAAUGGGAAACCAACCACAAAGCUGAUAAUCUUUCCCCAAAACAAUCCAGUUACAGUAAAGAAGAAACAAGUCUUAUUGCAGAAAUAUUUUUCCAAGGAAUUAGGAAAGAAAAUGCUUGCAGUAUCCUCAAGUUAAGUGCACUGAAGUAAAGCUGAACAAACAAAAUCCCAAUGCAGAGCUUUCUGAGUUUACGCUUCAAAUAUUUGACAUUCCUAUAAAUUGUCUCAUGAAAUCUGUGCUGAAAUUCAGAGAUACAAGCAGUUCACAGUCUACCUUGUGGAGAUGAAAUGUGAACAGUUAUUUAGACAUUAGGGUCAACUAAUCUGGACUGGCCACAUGAUGCUUAGUUUUGUCCACAUGUCCCAGGAAGAAGAAAUCACUAACCUUUUUUUUUUUAUUAUUGAGAAAAAAA
Peromyscus eremicus (cactus mouse) is the source of this 1651-nucleotide messenger RNA. It is a transcript of the gene Yipf5, whose product is annotated as Yip1 domain family member 5. The transcript has 6 exons. NCBI's taxonomy places the organism in Eukaryota, Metazoa, Chordata, Mammalia, Rodentia, Cricetidae. Gene Ontology annotation, cellular component: trans-Golgi network; membrane. The record is from RefSeq and is a predicted model, not a curated record. Gene Ontology annotation, biological process: regulation of ER to Golgi vesicle-mediated transport; endoplasmic reticulum to Golgi vesicle-mediated transport; vesicle fusion with Golgi apparatus. The coding region runs from base 146 to 919 and encodes 257 amino acids.